Messenger RNA from Danio aesculapii, 2553 nucleotides. It is a transcript of the gene marchf4b, whose product is annotated as membrane associated ring-CH-type finger 4b. Bases 493 to 1629 code for a protein of 378 amino acids. The transcript has 4 exons. Gene Ontology annotation, biological process: protein ubiquitination. The record is from RefSeq and is a predicted model, not a curated record. Lineage: Eukaryota; Metazoa; Chordata; Actinopteri; Cypriniformes; Danionidae. Gene Ontology annotation, molecular function: zinc ion binding; ubiquitin-protein transferase activity.
CAGAGUCUCACGCAGAACCGCACGAGGAGUGCUCGGAUUACACAUCCCCGGUGAAUUACCGCACAACUCGACGACCAAAGCAAAAUAACUGCAACAGAAAACCCUCCGCGCAUCAAGCAGCAAACAUCACCUGCAGCAGCUAGUGCACGAGCGCGCGCGCACGAGGUUUAUAUGCAAAUCUACCUGAGGAGAUACAAAAAGGGAUGCUUUAACACCUUGAAACACCAAAACGGAACGAUGGAAUGAAUCUUAUGGCUUGUGACACCUGUUUACUGUUACUUCAUUCGGGAUUGUUCACUUAUAAAGGCAUUUAGCCUAAUUGUUUCCCAACAACAUCUUUGUUGCUAACUUCUCAAUUAGUUUUAGGUGGUUGAAUGCAUUGUGAUAGAAGGUUUAAAAUUGCCGUGGAGCACCAUGGAUUUAAUGCAUACACCGUUUAGCGAUUAAUCUCAACGGAAGCUCCGGUAAUUGAUCCCGAUUCUCCCCCGCUGGAUGUUACGCGGUCACGGCAUGCUGAAGAGCCGCUGUUGCGUCCUCUUCAGCGACCUCAAGGUGUUUCUGCUCGGGCCACAGGCUCCCACAAGCCCCAUGAGCGGACAAGCGGGCAGAAUCAGCCCGUAUGCAUCUGAUAACAACAAUACCUUGCGCGCACACCGGCUCCGGGACUGGAGCGGCGCGUCCACGGAGGACUCUGCGGGAGCGGACGCAGCCGCGGGCGGAUCCGGGUGGACGGGCGCCGCGGCGGAGGAGUUCUCCAGAGACCGCAAAGAUGACCGGUUCUCCUUCAUCAGCUAUGCAGAAGGAACCCCGGUGUGCAGGAUAUGCUUCCAAGGGCCGGAAAAGGGUGAACUGUUGAGUCCGUGUCGCUGCAGCGGGUCGGUCCGCAGCACUCACCAGCCAUGUCUCAUUAAGUGGAUCAGUGAAAGAGGCUCGUGGACCUGUGAACUCUGCUACUACAAGUAUCAGGUGAUCGCCAUCAGCACCAAGAACCCACUGCAGUGGCAGGCGAUUUCGCUCACAGUCAUAGAGAAGGUCCAGAUAGCGGCGGCGAUCCUGGGUUCCCUGUUCCUCAUCGCCAGCAUCUCGUGGCUGGUUUGGUCGUCUCUCAGUCCUUCAGCCAAGUGGCAGCGGCAGGACCUGCUCUUCCAGAUCUGCUACGGCAUGUACGGAUUUAUGGACGUCGUCUGCAUCGGACUAAUCGUCCACGAGGGCCCGUCUGUUUUCCGCAUUUUCCAUCGCUGGCAGGCGGUCAACCAGCAGUGGAAGGUGUUAAACUACGACAAAAAGCGAGACAGCGAGCAGCAGAAGAGCAGUGAGGAGCAAACACAGACGUUGAUCCAGCAGAGAGAGAACACUGGAGCAAAUAUCUCUCCAUCAGUGUCCUCUAUACUAGCCGCUGCCGCUUCUCCAGUGCUGGAAAACGCAGCAGACUCACAGGACUCUACUGGAGCCCAUAUGGAUGCAGACGGGACCACUUUACCAGACCAACACUGUCCAUAUAACCUCCUGCAGCUGCUGAGCCACUUACGGCCACACGAGACUCGAACCCUGAGCGGCAACGUCAGCACCAACACCAACUCCAGUAGCAGCAAACCCAGAGAGGUGGUGAUGAGAGUUACGACCGUCUGAGAGUGAUUAAUAGACUUAUGAGCACACAUUGGAACGGCAUUAUUUAUGACAUAAAUGAUAAUGACGAUGUUUUUGUAAUUGCAGAUGAUGAGAAUUUAAAGGGGCAGUUCACUCAAAAUUCUGUCAUUAUUUACUCGCUCUUAUGGUUUUUGGAACUGUUAUGAUGUCAUUUUAUUUACUAUGGAACACACAUGGUAAUAAAUAGAAUUGAUUAAUGUCAGGGCGACACGGUGGCUCAGUGGUUAGCAUUGUCACCUCACAGCAAGAAGUUUGCCGGUUCGAGUCUGAGCCCAUAGAGAUGCAAAUUUUUUUGGGGGGGGGGGAAUUAAUCCAGCCGGGGUUUCUAAAUCUCCUAAAAUGUCCAGGAUUUAACAAUUGAUUUAAAUAAAUAAAUAACUAAAUGUCCAGGAUUUGGCUUUUGUUUCUUCGCUUUCCAAAGUUGUCGUUAAUUGUAUGCGUUUUUGCAUUAUCUUAUUAUUUACUGUAUGCCUACUUUCGAUUGGCUUCGCAACUGACUGCGCACGCACAGCCGCAAGAGAAACAUUAAAUAAUUCUAAACAACAUGGAGCGAAUGACACGAAAUGAUACCUUAACUGGCUGCAAAAUAUUUGUACACCGAUGGAAAAAUCAACAAAUUCACCUUGUUUUAUAUUUGCAAUUAAUAUAAUUUGUAGAGAUAGUGUCUGUUUUCAUUUUUUACUGUCAUUUAUUUCUCAUUUGCUGUAUAAUUUAUUAAUUUGAUGAUGUCAAUAUAUUACUUAUUUUAUACACAGCUAAAAUGCUUCGGCAUUUGAGUUUGCUUUGACUUUGAAAGAGAGAGAAAAGCAGAUUUGACCUGUCAGUAGGUGCACAUGGCUCCUGAAUAGCAUACAAGUAAGAGAAAUAGUAAGAGAAAUUUUUCUUUUUUUUCUUUAACCCAUUGAA